UCGACGUUACGUAAUAAAAUCUACAAAUUGGAAGCGGCGGAAGAUUUACGUACAGAUGCACCAGUAGUAGCGCCUUUGGGAAAAAGGAAGCGCUCAGGAAUUGUAAAUACUGGAAGUGCCACAGCAGCUGCACUACCCAGCGAUGCUUGCUCACUGAGAAAUAUUAAAUAUGCCUCUUAUUCUGGAGGCGACGUCGCUGCUGGCCUUUCUGAGUAA
This is a messenger RNA of Gongylonema pulchrum, 216 nucleotides long. Lineage: Eukaryota; Metazoa; Nematoda; Chromadorea; Rhabditida; Gongylonematidae. The record is from the annotation of a GenBank genome assembly.